This is a messenger RNA of Triticum urartu, 1037 nucleotides long. NCBI's taxonomy places the organism in Eukaryota, Viridiplantae, Streptophyta, Magnoliopsida, Poales, Poaceae. The record is from RefSeq and is a predicted model, not a curated record.
CCGAAGGAGGAAAGUAGCAAGGAAGUUGGUUGGGUUGAUUCUUCCCCACAUAAUUAAGAAGUUGAAUGCAAAGACUAGAGAAUUAAACUUGGAGGUGGUAGAAAGCUCAGAAGAAGUCGCUGAAGUGACAGCAUUGGGAGGCAGCGGCUUAGGUUUGUGGUCAACUUGCUUGACAGGACAUGUUCUUGUAGACAAUGGCAAGUUUCUGGCCUUCCUUGCAAGCAUGGUCUAGCAUUUAUCACAUCUCUUAUCAAUGCACACAUACAGAAUUAUGUGGACUUGUAUUACUCCAUUCACAAAUUUAGGGCAGCCUAUGACCAACUAAUUCCUGCCAUGGUUGACAAGAACCAAUGGCCUAAAUCUGACCAUGGAUUCUUCAUGUUUCCACCACUACUAAAAUCCACGGCGGGUAGGCAUAAAACUGAGAGGUAUAAAGGCUGCAGUGAGAAGAAAAGAAAAAGCGGCCAACACUUAUGCCCUAUUUGUAAGGACUAUGGGCAUCAUUGGCAUAAAUGCAAGAAGGGUAACCCAGAUGACAUUGGUGCUAUUUUAGCUGUGAGAGGACCACCAAAGAAGAGGGCAAAGACCACCAAAGCAUCAAUGUCAAAGAAGAGGACCAACAAGAAAGCAUCUGUUGCUUUGAAAUUACAUGCCAAAAGAAAAGGCAAAGAGGUUGCUGAUAAGUUGCCACACCUUCCUAUGGUGCCACAUGAUAGCCCUGCAAUGGGCACACGUAGCAAAAAAAUGAAUCCUGCCAGCCCUGCAAUGAGCACACGAAGCAAAAGGAGGCUUAGCUUGUGAUUCUCAUUGGAUCCCUUUCCAUAUCAUGGUUCAUUUGGGAAACUUUUGAGCUGUUUAUGUAAUAUAUAUGUGAACCUGGGCUUUUGUAAGUGCUAUAUGUGACCUUCAUGUGUUGUAUUUGACAUGAUGUGAACCUGGACUAUUAUAUGUGAACUCUAUGUGAACCUGAAUGUGUGUAGAGGACUAAAUAUGUGGACUAUUUUCGUAUAUGUGAACCUGGACCAAGUUUCUAUGAA